Messenger RNA from Manacus vitellinus (golden-collared manakin), 2605 nucleotides. It is a transcript of the gene LRRN1, whose product is annotated as leucine rich repeat neuronal 1. NCBI's taxonomy places the organism in Eukaryota, Metazoa, Chordata, Aves, Passeriformes, Pipridae. The coding region runs from base 227 to 2377 and encodes 716 amino acids. The transcript has a single exon. The record is from RefSeq and is a predicted model, not a curated record. Gene Ontology annotation, molecular function: protein binding.
UCUUCAGACACUGAUUUGCAGAAGAUUGUGGAGCACAGAGGAGCAGCUGAGGGUCUUCAGUGUGUUUCUCCUCUUCUCUAAACUCAGCAAGUCAUCUUUAACCUUCUGGAUGUCCAAGCCUUUCACCUUAAACUUCAAGCUUUACAUUUUCUGCCUGAUAAGGGAUCAGCCUCUCCCCCGUUGGGAUUUUAGGGAGCUGGGGAGCUGAACUCCCUCUCUGGCCAGCAUGGCAAAGGUUAGAGCCCUUUUAACUGUGUGCCACUUGGUGCUAGAAUUGUUACUGAAUUCAUUGACUGAGUCUUCCAUGCAGAGCAGUGAAUGUCCCCAGCUCUGUGUCUGUGAAAUCAGGCCCUGGUUCACACCACAGUCCACGUACAGGGAAGCCACGACAGUCGACUGCAACGACCUCCGACUGACAAAGAUCCCCAGCAACCUCUCCAGCGACACCCAAGUCCUGCUGCUACAGAGCAACAACAUUGCAAAGACCACAGACGAGCUCCAGCAGCUCUUUAAUUUAACAGAGUUGGAUUUUUCACAAAACAACUUCACAAGCAUCAAAGACGUGGGACUCUCAAAUCUCACCCAACUCACCACUUUGCACCUGGAGGAGAACCAGAUCACGGAGAUGACCGACUACUGCCUGCAGGACCUCUGCAACCUCCAGGAGCUCUACAUAAAUCACAACCAGAUCAGCAGCAUCUCUGCAAAUGCAUUCUCUGGCCUGAAGAAUCUGCUGAGAUUACACCUCAACUCCAACAAAUUAAAGGUCAUUGACAGCCGUUGGUUUGAUUCGACUCCCAACCUAGAGAUUCUCAUGAUUGGAGAAAACCCAGUGAUUGGAAUACUGGAUAUGAAUUUCAAGCCGCUCUCAAAUUUAAGGAGUCUGGUUCUGGCAGGGAUGUACCUCACAGACAUUCCUGGCAAUGCCUUGGUAGGUUUGGAUAGUCUUGAAAGUCUUUCCUUCUAUGACAACAAACUGGUAAAAGUUCCUCAGCUUGCACUUGAGAAAGUUCCCAAUUUAAAAUUCCUGGACCUCAACAAAAACCCGAUUCAUAAAAUUCAAGAAGGGGAUUUUAAAAACAUGCUCAGAUUGAAAGAGCUUGGGAUCAACAACAUGGGAGAACUGGUUUCCGUCGACAGGUACGCGCUGGACAACCUGCCCGAGCUCACAAAGCUGGAGGCCACCAACAACCCCAAGCUGUCCUACAUCCACCGCUCAGCAUUCCGCAACGUGCCCGCCCUGGAGAGCCUCAUGCUCAACAACAAUGCCUUGAAUGCAGUCUACCAAAAGACCGUGGAGUCCCUCCCAAACCUGCGCGAGAUCAGCAUCCACAGCAACCCCCUCCGGUGCGACUGCGUCAUCCACUGGAUCAACUCCAACAAAACCAACAUCCGCUUCAUGGAGCCCCUCUCCAUGUUCUGUGCCAUGCCUCCGGAAUACCGGGGCCAGCAGGUGAAGGAAGUGCUAAUACAGGAUUCCACCGAACAGUGUCUUCCAAUGAUCUCCCACGAGACCUUCCCCAAUCACCUCAACCUGGACAUCGGCAUGACGGUGUUCUUGGAUUGUCGGGCCAUGGCAGAACCGGAGCCAGAAAUUUACUGGGUCACUCCUCUGGGCAAUAAAGUCACCGUGGAAAGCCUCUCUGACAAAUACAAGCUGAGCAGCGAGGGCACCUUGGAAAUCUCCAACAUCCAGGUGGAAGACUCCGGGAGAUACACCUGUGUUGCUCAGAACAUAGAAGGGGCUGACACGAGGGUCGCCACCAUCCGGGUGAACGGGACGCUCCUGGAUGGGACCCAGGUCCUGAAAAUCUACGUCAAACAAGCCGAGUCACAUUCCAUCCUGGUCUCCUGGAAGGUCAAUUCCAACGUCAUGACUUCCAAUUUGAAAUGGUCGUCGGCCACGAUGAAGAUUGACAACCCCCACAUCACGUACACCGCCAGGGUGCCGGUGGACGUCCACGAGUACAACCUCACACAUCUGCAGCCCUCCACGGACUACGAGGUGUGUCUGACCGUGUCCAACAUCCACCAGCAGACACAGAGAUCCUGCGUCAACGUCACGACGAAGAACGCGGCCUUCGCGCUGGACAUCUCCGACCAGGAGACCAGCACGGCCCUGGCGGCCGUCAUGGGCUCCAUGUUCGCCGUCAUCAGCCUCGCCUCCGUCUCCGUUUAUGUUGCAAAAAGGUUCAAGAGAAAAAACUACCACCACUCACUGAAAAAAUAUAUGCAAAAGACCUCCUCAAUCCCCCUGAACGAGCUCUACCCUCCCCUUAUUAACCUCUGGGAAGGGGACAGCGAAAAGGACAAGGACGGCUCUGCGGAGACCAAGCCGACCCAAGUGGACACAUCCAGAAGCUAUUACAUGUGGUAACUCAGAGGAUAUUUUGCUUCUGGUAGUAAGGAGCACAAAGACUUUUUUGCUUUAUUCUGCAAAAACGACGAGUUGAAGACUUUUGUAUUUUUGCCUUUGCUGGUGCGUGGCAGAGCGGAGGGACAGGUGGAUAUUUCAGGAGUUUUUUGUACAGCGUAUCGCAGCGGUCGGACCCAAAUGGCAGCUUCACCCGCCUUCCAAUUCUCCGGUAUUUUAUAUUAUUUUCUU